Molecule: messenger RNA, 441 nt
Organism: Spirodela intermedia
Lineage: Eukaryota; Viridiplantae; Streptophyta; Magnoliopsida; Alismatales; Araceae
Source: the annotation of a GenBank genome assembly
AUGGUGAGAGCUUGGCUCAAUCCCAUCUUGCCACCAAUAAUUGAAGAGGUACCACAUCUAAACACCAUUUAGCUUAUGAAUGUGGUACAAGUGAAGGCCAUACAUGAGGCUCUUAGGAAAUUACUCUUUGUAGAGGCAAUUAUCAACUCCACUCUGAUGAAGACAUUGGUAGACUUAGGGGCCACUCAUAACUUUCUAUCAGAGAAAGAAGCCCAUUGCCUUGGGUUGAGCUGGGUUUGCACUAAUAAUCAGAUCAAGGCUAUCAACUCUAAAGCCUAAACUUCAGUGAGACUGACCCAACACGUGAAGACACAUAUGGGUAUAUGGGAAGACUAGUUGGACUUCUUCAUGCUACGAAUAGAUGAUUUUAAUGUCAUUCUUGGGGUUGAUUUCAUGACCAAAGCAAAAGCAAAAAUAUUCCUCCACUUCAUGGCAUAUUGA